CCACUCUUUGGCAGUAGUUUGCUUGGGUUUCUCACGUCACGGGCGCCAUUUUGAUGGUCCGCCUUGCUGGGGAACGUUCGCUUGUUGUUAUAGUCUGCUCCUCCAGCAGCUUCGCGGUCGUUCUCAUCGAUUUCCUUCCCGACGUGAUUCAACUGGACAGACGUUUUGCGUCCGUUUUACGCCAUUUCGUUUCUGUGUUUUACGCCCGAGUGUGAUGUUUUAAGAGUGAACUAGAUUGUGACUACUGUGUGUGACGUGUGUUUGCACGUGCGGAAUCGUUUGUGCAACCCAAAGAAAUAAGACGGAAAUAUUUGCUCGUCUUUCUGUUUUACCGGAAUGGCAACUGGGCGGAUAUCUCUUAUUUUCUGACUUCACGGGUCGCCGGUGCCGGCGUAAUGGAAACCGGCCGUGUGACGACGCACGAAUUUAAUUCGCACGGAUCUUGAUGCACAUCUAGUUUUUCGUUCAUCUACAAGAUAUCCAACAAAAAACUCUUUUGCAUUUUAUUUUGCACACAUUGCACCACCAAAUCUUAAUUAAAAAAAAAAAAAAAAACAUGGGCAACGCCCAUUCUGCUCUUCCGCACGAUCCGCUCGAAUCGGCCGUAACCCAUCCAAUCGCUCCGAUGGCCAACGAAAUCGACAAGGCUGAGAAGAGCGAGACCAAGGAGAGCGGACGCCAUAAGAGGAUGGAGCGAUUGCGGAGAAGCUUCCGCGAAAGUUUCCGUCGCCGCAAAGACCACGUCCCCGAGAGUUCGAAACCGCACCAAUGGCAGUCGGACGAGGCUGCCGUUCGAGCUGGAACUUGCAAUUUUUACGUCAAGUAUCUGGGAUGCGUGGAAGUGUACGAGUCACGUGGUAUGCCUGUUUGCGAGGAAGCACUCAAAGUGCUCAGGAAUUCUAGACGUCGACCAGUAAAAGGCGUUUUGCACAUUUCCGGCGAUGGAUUACGAGUUGUCGAAGAAGACACCAAAGGAUUGAUUGUCGACCAGACGAUUGAGAAAGUCUCCUUUUGUGCUCCGGAUCGUAAUCACGAAAAAGGAUUCUCGUACAUCUGUCGUGAUGGUACUACGCGUCGUUGGAUGUGCCACGGCUUCUUGGCCAGCAAAGACUCGGGAGAGCGGUUGAGUCAUGCAGUGGGUUGCGCUUUUGCCGUUUGCUUGGAACGGAAACAAAAACGAGAUAAGGAGUGCAGCGUGACGAUGAAUUUCGACACCUCCAACUCUACAUUCACGCGCUCGGGCAGUUUUAGAGCAGCGCCCUUGACGGAACGCAUUCAAGAUCCGCAGGAAUACAGACCGGCCGAACCACCGGCGCCGGCCAAGGCAGUGGUCAAUCCGUUCGCCAUUGAACGUCCCCACGCUGCUCCGCACCUGCUCGAGCGACAAGGCUCAUUUCGUGGGCUCUCCCAGCUCAAUCAGAGUUCACCUUUCAAACGUCAGAUGUCGCUUCGAAUCGGAGAUUUACCCUCGACCGUCGAACGCCAGCAAAACUCGUUGAGCAAUGAAGCACCCAGCUACAAGUCCAACCUGAUCGUCACGCCUGAAAGUCCUCAGCCUCCUCCUCGAGUCAGUCGUCACCGUAUGCAGCCAUCUCCUAGCCAAGACUCAUCUAUGACUCCGAUUCCGGAAACUUCGCCUAUGGUAGAACGUUCCAACGCAGUUAGCGCCAUGUGUCAGCAGCUAUCCCAAGGAUUGUCGCUCUUAUCUUCUACUGAUGAUCCCUUCCUGGUGGACAACAAAGUCAACAUGGUCCCACCCACUAACGGAUUCCAGGUGAACAAUAAGGAAGCGUCGGUGAACAAUCCAAUGUCACGAGGGGAACAGUGGCUGGGCAGUUUAACGGCCAGCGUGGCGUCCCAAGGACCGAGCUCGCUGCCGCCACGCCGCCCGCCUGCCUUGAUGGCACAUUCACGAUCCCAAUCACUAGGAUCGCCCCCAGAAGCUCCUUCCAUUGCUCCGGCCAGUCAUCCUGUGGCCACUCCGCCACCACACUUGCCGGCGAUACCACCGCGCAGUCCUUUCCACACGGCUCUUCAUUCCUCUUCUUCUUCGCCCACCAGUACGCCGGCACAUCAUUCCCCGUCAAUCACCAAUCGAACAAACGCACUAAUAUCGGAUCCGUUCGACGCCGAAUGGGCCGCUUUAGCCACGCGCAGUCCCAGCAACACAAAUCCUUUUCUUCAGAAUUCUGUCGUCAAGACCUUUGAAGUUCGUAUGUAGAGACGAUGGCACACUUCUUUUCAGUAAUUCUUCCCUCCCCCGUUACCCUGAGACAACUAACCCAUCAGUGGUUUUCCUUUUUUUUUUAAAUGCCAGACUGAUUUUGAUGUAUUAUAUAUACCUCUCCCAUACCAACCCUAAAAAUUCCUUCUUUCUUUCUUUAAUUUUUCUUUCAAGAAAACACAGACAUUCCUAUACUUCGUGUGCCGGAACGCUCUUAAUUUUGCCAUCAUCAUUUUUUGUGCUUUGUUUUUCCUCUUAGAUAUCACUUGAUUUGAUCCCUGCCAAUUCAACGUUUGCCACUGGUGCAACGAUGGCGGGAUAUUAACCUUUACAACAGUUCUAAAAAUUUGCGAUGCCCAUUCCCUAUAUUUCGCUUAGCUGUCAAAGCUGGCUAGAUCUCGCGCGUGGGUAUUGAAACAUGAACUAAUUCCAUCCUUUUAUUUUAAAUUUCAAAUCGACUUGGUCAUGUAGUGAUGCUGUCGGCUGAAAUUAGUAGAUAGGGCGAGGAGAGACGGGAACGAACGAUUAUUUUGGUUAACUUUUGUUUUUAGUUUUGUCGUCCAUUUCGCACCAGACUGUUGCCCUCCUAAACAACGGACAAUUAACGAUUUGAUUUCGAUCCGCAGGCUUUUUUUCAUGGAAGCGCGGACUUUUGCACAAUUUUGUACAUCUCUUUAUCUUUAAACUAAACGAAAAACAAACCAACAAAAAACAGACAAAAGAGGAAGAAAUUAUUAUAAUAAGCUCUGUCGUGUGUGUGUUUCUAUGUAUAUAAUAAUAAUGUCAAGGACUACCCCGAUCGUAUUCGGGCAAGAGUUGAUUUGAACGAAAUUUAAGACUUGCAACGUGGUGCCGUAUAGCAUAAAAUAAGUGAUAGAUGAUGAUGAUACACACGCUCAGUGAUUGUUUCGUCAAAGAAAAUGAGUAUGGGCUUUGUGUGGAGGGUGGGGGACAUCGGACACUAUUCUAAAUUAUACGCACCGAUUUGCUUCUUGCAGACCAUUUUCUCGCCGCUGUUUAUUUGUUGAUGAUCAUUAAUAACUGUGUGCCCUACUUUCCCAUCUGCUGUGGCCGUGUUUUGUAAGAAUUUCGGAGCCGGAUGCCUUUACCGAUGUCUAUUUCUACACCAUUCAGGCACACGUUCAACAAACUAAUGAAGGCAUAACAUUUCCGAUUUUGUCGCUUUUCACUCCCAUCUUUCCCUUUUCCUUCCUUUUAUUUCAUCCUUCUUAUUUUUUUUUCCAAGAAAUGUUUCAAAGUGUGUUUAUAUAUAUAACCUUAAUCACACUUUACAAAAAUCUACAAAAUUCUUAAUCAACCCUAAAAUUUGAUGGACUUUCUUCAAUGUUGUAACGACAAUACAAUCUUCUCGUUCUCA
Daphnia pulicaria is the source of this 3602-nucleotide messenger RNA. It is a transcript of the gene numb, whose product is annotated as protein numb-like. The coding region runs from base 557 to 2221 and encodes 554 amino acids. NCBI's taxonomy places the organism in Eukaryota, Metazoa, Arthropoda, Branchiopoda, Diplostraca, Daphniidae. The transcript is spliced from 10 exons. The record is from RefSeq and is a predicted model, not a curated record.